CUGGGGCUCAGUCCAGUGCGUUUCGAUACAGUGUUAUACUUUUAGCUGUACAGAUGUGCGUGAUAUCCGAUUGCGUAUCGCCUAUAAGAUAAUUCAUAUUUAUUUUUAAUAGCAUGGGAUUUACUGGAGUCAUCAUAACAAUCUUUCUUUUUAUACAAUGGGGCUCAUGUACAAUAGGAACGUGUUCUUUCAACACAAUGUGUUCGUGCAAACUGGAAAACAAUCAGCAGAAACAAUACACAGAUAUGGAAGUAUCAUGUGUUGGUGUUCCUUUCGCCAAAGCUCCAGAUUUUCCUCAUAGCCAUAUGAAAAUUGUCUCAAUUGUUGGAUGUGGUUUGGAAAUCAUUUUGGCAGACUCGUUCGGAGACAUGAAAACAAAUGUUUUAAGUUUGAUGAGCAACAACAUUGUCGACAUCCAUGACCAAGCGUUAUUGAAUAUGUACAACACAUUGGAAUACUUAGAUGUUAGCUUCAAUAAUUUGCAAGAAGUCCCUUUCGCGCCAUUGAAAACAUCCGAAAGAUUGAAAGUUAUCAAUCUUGAAAGUAACGAGAUCGUAAGCCUGCCAGUUUCUUGGAUGCAAGUCAAAGAAACACUAGUCGCUCUCUACCUAGGAGGAAAUGACCUCUUUGCUUUACCUUCAAACAUUGACUUUUCACUUCAGAGUUUCAAAAAUCUCACUCAAAUAUAUCUCGACAGAAACUAUUUAACUCAGAUUCAAGAGAACGCAUUGCCUUUUACCGCUCAGGUUUUGAGCGUUUCCGACAAUCUAUUGACAGAAGUACCCUUUAAACUCUUAGAAAACCUUCCAGAUCUGACUCAACUUUAUUUGAAAAACAACUAUAUAACAGAAAUCCCCAACACACCCUUCACUAAAAAGAGGAUUUUCGUCGCUUUAGACUUGUCUUAUAACUUUCUGAAAUCCAUAACCACACUUUUCUUCAGAUCCGUUCAGAUAAGAGACCUUAAUCUUCAAGGAAACCAUAUUGAGUCAAUCACUCCGGCUAUAUUCAACGGGGUAUCGUGUAAUAAGAUCGAUUUAUCGUAUAACAGACUCGAUAGCUUAGCAGAUAGGACAUUCUACGGAUUGGAAAACACUCUGAACUAUUUGGAUCUGAGCCAUAACAAUUUCACCAAGAUCCCGAAAGCUAUCUUCGGUCUCAAACACAUAAGAACGCUCAUUCUCGAUUACAAUGAAAUGUCUAAUAAUUACUCGGACAACUUCUUGAGAAAUUGUUCGCAAUCGAUCAAAAGUCUAUCAUUGGUCGGAACAGGGAUGAGAACGUUCCCGAGAAAUGUUUUGAAAAACACAAAAAAAUUAGUCUUGUUGAAUCUUAGUAACAACUUCAUAGAAGAAAUAGAUGAAAACGAUUUCAUGAAAUGGGGAGAGAACCUUGAAACACUUUAUCUGACUAAUAACAACAUCCAGGUGUUGAAAGAUAAGACUUUCAAAUCUUUAAAGAGCUUGGAGAAACUUUAUCUUGCAUACAACGAGAUAGAAAGAGUUGAAGACAAGGCAUUCGUGAACUUGGAACGCAUUACGACCUUAGACAUGAGUUUCGGACUCAAGACGAACGAAUUUCCAGAAGUCGCAUUGAAACCGUUGUCUUCACUUUUGUACCUAGCACUUACUGGUAACAAUAUCAGUACAUUACCACCUACUGCUCUUUACGAUUCCCAUUAUUUACAAUAUUUGAUCUUGGACUUUAAUAGAAUCGUUGAAAUACCUGAGAAUUUUUUUCAUCCUAAAGUUCACAGGUACUUGAAAGAUAUAAGGAUGUCCUUUAACGAACUCCUGAGCAUAGGUCCUAAUACUUUCAGCGGUUUAGAUGAGCUGCAGAACAUAAUUUUAAACGACAAUCAAAUCGCUUUUAUUCACGAAGGCUCGUUCAAAAACUUGCCGAAUAUCCUUAGGGUCAGCCUUUCGAAUAAUCACAUCAGUAAGCUCACGGCGCAGGCCUUCAUAAACAUCCCGAAUCUGAUCCAACUCGAUUUGCAGAACAACGAGCUUCAUGAAUUCAGCUUUAACAUAUUCCAAAACGUGACGAACAUUUUGCAGCCUAUGAGCAUAAACCUUUCAAGAAAUUACAUCGAUAAUAUAUACGCAAGCGAGGUGAUGAGUUCGCUCUACUUGAAGAACUUCGACUUGAGUCAUAAUAAGCUGACGAGCGUUCCUCAGAAUUUGAUGAUCAGUAUCAAGGACUCAUUGAGGAGGCUUGAUCUCAGCUUUAAUCAUAUAAGGACUGUCGAAAGUAGCGUGUUUUCAAAUACGAAAACUUUAGAAUACUUAAGUUUGAAAAAUAAUGGCCUUAUAUCCUUGAAACCAGGCAGCUUCGAAGGUCUUCAUAAAUUGCAGAUCUUAGAUUUAUCUUCGAAUCAUAUCGAAUUCUUACAUCCGAGACAGUUCGAAAAUUUAGAAAACUUGAGGAUAUUAGACCUGUCGCACAACACUUUGCGUUCGAUCACUGACGAUGCGUUCCACAACACGAAAAUAGAAAAACUUAUCUUAAGCAACAAUGUAUUCGUAUUACUCCCCUCCGCACCAUUCGCAGACAUAACCUAUACAUUGAGAGUCGUCGAUUUUUCGCACAAUCAAAUAGAGCAGUUGAGCAGAGAUUUGUUCUCAGCAAUGCCUUCCUUAAACGAGAUAAAUCUAUGCCACAACAAACUGACCCACAUCCAUCCGACAGAAUUCAAACACAGCAUGUCUUUAGUGAAACUUGAACUAUGUUCGAACAAACUAUCCUCAGUGAACAGAUUACUUUUCCACAAUAUGCAGAACUUGAGGUACUUGAAUCUUGCCGACACUAACUUAAAUGAUAUUCCCGCAAUAGACAUACCCAAUUUGGUGGCGUUGAACAUUUCUCACAAUCACAUUGAAAAAUUAUCCGAGUCAUUUCUUUCUAAACUUCCCAAGUUGAGACAUCUGGACCUGAGCCAUAACAAGUUACCUGCGUUGAAUGGAGUUUUCUGGCAACAUUCCCCGAAUCUAAAAAGCCUCAACCUAUCGAACAAUCCUAUUAAGAUUUUGACGAAAGACAGUUUCUCUGGUCUUCCGAACCUGAUCCAUUUGGACCUACAGAAGCUCGACCAUUUGGAAAGAUUCGAUUCAGACGCCUUACAAGAAUGCAAAAUGUUAAAAUCGCUUCGCGUUCAGACUUGGCCGAAAAUCGAAAAGUAUCGCUUCCGAUUGGCAAGGAUCAUAUCCACUUUGAAACAACUCAAGCAUUUAUCAGUACUUGUAACGGAAGACAAGCUAACCGAUCAGCUGAUCCAAGCGUUCCCGAAAAAGUUGAACAGUUUGGAGAUAACAGGUGAAAAUUUGGAACUAAUCGGUGAAAACAGUUUGGAAUGUCUGGAACAUUCUGGAGAGUUGAGUUUGCGUAUUACUGGAACGAAAAUAUCUCAUUUUCCGAGAAGAUUUUUCUGGAACAUGAGGAACAAUAAAUUUUCAGUCGAUCUGAGUAACAACAAAUUGAGGGAUGUCGAUCCUGAAAUAUUUUAUGUAAAGGAUGGAUUACAAAAAUACGGCACCUCUAUUUAUUCAGGAGGAAUAAACUUGCAAGGCAAUCCUAUUUCAUGCGGCUGCAACUCCGUCUGGUUCAGCGACUGGAUGAAGAGAUACAUGUUCGAAUCAGUCAAAGUGAACUUCAACGAGCAACAAGAAGAAGAGAUGAAGUCCCUGAUGUGCGUACCUCCCUCGAACGGACAGUUGACACCAUUGCUGACCUACCAUAGGCCAGGAUGCACCUACGUCUUUGGCAGCAAAGCAUCGAUCAACAAAGUUGAAGGAAAACUGAUAUUGGUGGCAGCGAUAAUUUUAGUGAACCGGAUAGCCUUUUAAUGAGCUACUUGUACCUGUAUUUAUGGAUAGUAAAUGUUCCUAUUAAGUUCUAUUUUGUGAUUUAAAUGAUUUCUUCGAUUAAGUGGACUAUUUUUCAAUUAGAUUGUGAUGUUUAAUUUGUUGUUUCGUUUGUAUGUAAAUAAAAAAUAACUUUUGGUAGUACACAAUA
Messenger RNA from Nezara viridula (southern green stink bug), 4011 nucleotides. Lineage: Eukaryota; Metazoa; Arthropoda; Insecta; Hemiptera; Pentatomidae. The record is from the annotation of a GenBank genome assembly.